Messenger RNA from Salvelinus sp. IW2-2015, 483 nucleotides. NCBI's taxonomy places the organism in Eukaryota, Metazoa, Chordata, Actinopteri, Salmoniformes, Salmonidae. The record is from RefSeq and is a predicted model, not a curated record.
AUGCAGAGGGAUAGUGACGGCAUCUCACCUAAAGGGAAAGUUGAGUCAUGGGUGAGGGUCAAAAGACCCUCCAGCUCAAUGAGCAAAAAUGAGUUGGAUGACGCCAACAAGAUCAACGCUCUCUCAAGGAAGUACAGUGCCGUGGUCAAUCUGAACAGCCGCUGGCAGAACUGGUCCUAAACGAACACCGUCAACCAGAAGCUCAACCCCUUCAGUGAGGACUUUGACUAUGAAUACUCCAUGUCCCUACGCCUCCACCAAGGCGAGGAUGGUUACGGACGCCCCAAGGAGGACACCAAAACAGCCGAACGUGCCAGGCGAGCCGAGCAACACAUCCACGGUGAGAUAACCGACAUGUGCUAUGUGAUCAGGACUAUGAACGACCCAGAUCCGGACGGGAAGACCCGCGUCACUUUCAGAGAACUGUUUGAUAGAUACGUACGCGUCUCUGACAAGGUGGUGGGGAUUCUUCUGAGAGCCAAG